AUGAGAUAUACAUCUCUCACGACUCUCUUCCUGGCCGCGCGAUUCAUAACCACAGUCUACAGCCAAAACCAACAUCCCAUGGCUGACCAUAACCUGGGCCCGGCGAUGCCCCCUCAAACCGAGCCUCCCGCUCCCUCCAACCCCGCCGACGACGACGCUGUAAUCCUCUCGGAUGUCCUUGGAAAUGAUCGCAAUAUCAACAUCUUCGCAGGCUUUACUCGGGAUUUUGCGCCCAUAAGCCAGCGGUUUGAAGACAGCUCCCUCAACACCACGAUUCUCGCACCCGUGAAUUCUGCGAUUAUGGGCCUACCGAGAAAACCAUGGGAGGAUCCCAAGGAUUACGAUAGGUUAGGGGUGAGUGCGUAUGAGGGAAAGAGCGGGGAGGAUAGGGCGCAUAGGAACCUGAGGAGGUUUGUUGAGGCGCAUGUUGUGCCUGAUAGUCCUUGGGAGGAGGGAGUGAAGGUGGAUACACUUGCUGGAGGCAAGAUUUGGUGGGAGAGUAGGGAUGGGAAGAAGAUAAUUCAGCCCGGGAAUAUCGAAGUUAGUUCUGUUCCGCAUAAGGUCUAUAAUGGGGAAGUUUGGGUCUUGAAGGGGGCUGUGGCCUUGGGGACAACAAAUGGUCUAUUGGCUUGGGAUUCCACAGCGAUCCGGGACCCUAGAAUAUCUAGGCACGACCUCUACGAUUAUAAUGAAUAUAGACGAGUGGAAAUGGCCACUCGGAGGAACUCCGAGUCUGACACCUUUUCGUCCAAGAAUGGGAAAAUUCAAAUUAACGAUGCCCCAUCCUUGGGAGAUCUGGAAGGAACUUUUAAGGUUAUAGUGGGGAACAUGGUAGCUCCAUUGUUCGAUCUCCAUAUGGGAUCAGGCCAUUUAUUUAGUCGAUUUAAGCCUAUUAGGAUACGCUUUACACUCGAUAGUACUGGUACAAAAUACUACAAAUGGGACAUGUGA
Venustampulla echinocandica is the source of this 951-nucleotide messenger RNA. RefSeq lists its product as uncharacterized. The transcript is spliced from 3 exons. Bases 1 to 951 code for a protein of 316 amino acids. Lineage: Eukaryota; Fungi; Ascomycota; Leotiomycetes; Helotiales; Pleuroascaceae. The record is from RefSeq and is a predicted model, not a curated record.